AUGCCGUAUGUGCCGCCACAUCUAAGGAGCUCCUCAUCUCAAUCGUCUUCUUCGUCUUCUCAAUCUACAACUGGAAACACUAAACCUUCUACAGAAACCCUAGAUUCUUCUUCUGAUCAGCAACAACAACAUAAAACAUGGAAUUCCAGCAAUAACAACAAUAACUCCUCAUCUUCUUCAUUCAAUGGCGCUCGUCGAACAACAUCUUCUUCUUCUUCGUCGAAUCUGCCUGUGUCUAAAACUAUGGUUGUUCCUGAAGCGGUGUUUCAUCAAUGGAAACCAUCAGAACGUGUUUCUCGUCUUCUACCUGAACAGAUUGAAGAGGUUCGCUUACGUCUGAAUGUUGAUGUUACUGCUGCGCCAGAUUCCGCUCCUGCACCUGCGCCAAUUGAAUCAUUUACAGACAUGUGUUUGCAUGAAAGUAUCAUGAAAGAUAUAGCAUUUCACGAGUACACUAGACCAACCUCUAUUCAGGCCCAAGCUAUGCCAAUUGCUCUUCAGGGAAGGGAUCUUUUGGGUUGUGCCGAGACGGGGAGUGGGAAAACUGCUGCUUUUGCUAUUCCAAUGAUCCAGCAUUGCUUAGCCCAGCCUUCUGUUCGGCGAGGUGAUGGUCCUCUUGCAUUAGUGUUGGCACCUACCAGAGAACUUGCCCAACAGAUUGAGAAAGAGGUUAAGGCCUUUAGUAGAUCUAUGGAGUCUUUUAGAACUGCUAUUGUUGUGGGCGGAACAAAUAUGGCAGAACAGAGGUCUGAGUUGCGGGCAGGAGUAAAUAUUGUGGUUGCCACACCUGGAAGAUUUAUCGACCAUUUGCAACAGGGGAACACCUGUCUCUCUAGGAUCUCAUUCGUUGUUUUGGAUGAGGCUGACAGAAUGCUGGACAUGGGGUUCGAGCCGCAGAUAAGAGAGGUGAUGCGGAAUCUUCCCGUAAAGCACCAAACAUUGCUGUUUAGUGCAACUAUGCCAGUUGAAAUUGAAGCCCUUGCACAGGAGUACCUCACUGACCCAGUGCAAGUAAAGGUUGGAAAAGUAAGUAGCCCUACAGCAAAUGUGUCUCAAAUGCUGCAGAAGGUUCCGGAGAAUGAGAAGGUCGAUCAGCUUCUGUCUUUGCUUGUGGAAGAGGCGGCUCAGGCUGAUAGAUCUGGUCAUCCACUCCCGUUAACAAUUGUUUUUGUUGAAAGGAAGACUAGGUGUGAUGAAGUUGCAGAAGCCCUGAUAGCGCAAGGUCUGCACGCUGUUGCUCUUCAUGGUGGCCGUAGCCAAAGUGAAAGAGAAGCUGCUCUACGCAAUUUUCGAAAUGGUUCUACUAAUAUUCUGGUCGCCACAGAUGUUGCAUCUCGUGGUUUAGAUGUCACAGGAGUUGCUCAUGUUAUCAACCUUGAUCUUCCCAAGACGAUGGAGGAUUAUGUGCACCGGAUUGGAAGAACAGGGCGUGCAGGAUCGACUGGACAGGCUACUUCAUUUUACACAGAUCGUGACAUGUUCCUCGUGGCCCAUAUUAAGAAAGCUAUUUCAGAUGCAGAAUCUGGGAACUCGUUUGCAUUUGCAACUGGCAAGGUUGCAAGGCGGAAAGAAAAAGAGGCAGCAGCUGCACAGAAAGAAGCGAGGGUUGCAUUAUCAAAAAUUUCCGUGACAGGUCCAACCUCAGUAAAUGUAGAGGAUAAGUACAAGUACAUGCUUGCGCCUCCUUCAAGUACAAGGAAAGAGGGUGCCGCUGAUGAUGCUUGGGAUGACUAAUGAAGAAAGCUUCCCCAUUCUGUACAACAUAUCAAUCUGACUUAGGUAGCCAUUAGCACCAGAGGAAUUAAGUUGGCCCUCUUUCGAGACUGUUAAAUGAGUCUAUUAUCUGUGGACCUGUGGUGGGUGUCCAAGUCGCAACCAAAUUUGUAAAAGAAGUCAUUUAAGCUUCUAUUUGGAAGCAAGAAAAUCAUUACAAAAAUCAAUAUUUUUAAUUUUGGUCACCCCAUGAUUAGAGAAAUAUAUCCUGAUGAGUUAGUUCA
Molecule: messenger RNA, 1997 nt
Organism: Papaver somniferum (opium poppy)
Lineage: Eukaryota; Viridiplantae; Streptophyta; Magnoliopsida; Ranunculales; Papaveraceae
Product: DEAD-box ATP-dependent RNA helicase 20-like
Exons: 14
Coding region: 1-1734 (577 amino acids)
Molecular function (GO): ATP binding; RNA helicase activity; nucleic acid binding
Source: RefSeq, a predicted model, not a curated record